AUGCUGGUCCUCGUCGCCGGCGCCACCGGCAACAUCGGCCAGAAGCUGAUCGACAGCCUCCACGCCAGAGGCCACCACGUCCGCGGCCUCGGGCGCAACCCCUCCAAGCUCACGGAUGAGCGCCGCGCCAAACUCCAGGACUUCAUCGUCAGCAAGAACCACUACGACAUCGAGGCCCUCGAACGCGCCUGCGAGGGCGCCGACGCCGUCAUCUCGGCGUACGGCGUCUUCCCCGCCGAGCUCCAGAUCGACGGCCAGCUCCUCCUCCUCCGCGCCGCCGAGCGCGCCAACGUCCGCCGCUUCGUCCUGUCGACCUGGAACGCCGACUGGAGCCGGGACCCGCUGGGCAUGCACGAGAGCUACGACCCGCUCAUCGCCCUCCGCCGCCUCGCCGAGCUCAGCUCCCCGAUCAAGCCGCACUACGUCUUCACCGGCGUCCUGGCCGAGGUCUUCUGGGUGUUCCCGGGCCACCCUUACGGCGCGGUCGAGAUGAACGGCUACUGGGAUGGGAAGCAGAAGACCAUGAGCUUCUGGGGCGACGGCGACAAGCCGAUGCCGUGGACCACCGAGGGGGACGCGGCCGAGUUCACGGCCGCCAUCGUCUCGCGGGACGACGCCGAGGAGGGCGGGUGCUGGAACACGAUCUCCGGCAUCCACUCGGUCAAGGAACUCGCGGCGGCGUACGAGAGGGUCAAGAACAAGAAGGUCGCGCUUCACAGCCGGGGAACCGACGAGGAUCUGGGGAAGCUCGCGUUCGAGGCCCGCGAGCGCAGCUCUCCCAGAGACUUUUACCAGUACAUGGCGUACUUUUAUCAGUACUACAUGAACAAGGGGACGUGGGAUAUGGAGAAGAUCGACAACGACAAGCUCGGCGUCCAGCCGACUUCGUUGGAGGACUUUUUGCGCGACAACGACAUCUAG
Molecule: messenger RNA, 921 nt
Organism: Colletotrichum higginsianum IMI 349063
Lineage: Eukaryota; Fungi; Ascomycota; Sordariomycetes; Glomerellales; Glomerellaceae
Product: NmrA-like family protein
Exons: 1
Coding region: 1-921 (306 amino acids)
Source: RefSeq, a predicted model, not a curated record